Messenger RNA from Theobroma umbraticum, 775 nucleotides. The record is from RefSeq and is a predicted model, not a curated record. Lineage: Eukaryota; Viridiplantae; Streptophyta; Magnoliopsida; Malvales; Malvaceae.
AUGGAGAAUGCUACAAUCCAAUCAAUUCCUACGUUUUCAAGCCCCCCUUCCUUCAGGAUAUUUCGGUGUUCUUACCCCAGAGUCCUCGCCUAUCUCCUUAGAGCGGAUAUUUUAAACAGGGUCCGGAGAGGUAUCAUGGAUGGAGCCGAGGCAGCAGAAGGCCAUCACGAAGGGUUAGUUAUAACAUCAGAAGCAGAAAAUGAUGAAGAAGGGGAAGAAGUUCAUGUUCGAGAUGAAGAGGUGAAUUCAGCGGUUCUGGAAUCUUGGUCGUCGACUGGGGAUGAAGCAAACUCACGGCCUUUGAGGAAAGCAAAUGGGAUUGGUGAAAUCCUGACUUCUGGGAUUGUGAAAGUUGCUGCUAGAGUUCGAUGCUUCGUGGCCUUUGGAUGGGGGGCUUGGUCCGUCGGAGCGGUCGGUGGAGUUGUGGCGGCGGUGUUGAUGUCGUUGGUGUAUGCCAAGGUUAGGAGGUGGCGUACCAGAGUCAAGGGAGAGAAGAAGGAUCAAUUGGAGUUCUUAAUUCAAGAGAAAGAACAGAAGAUCAACCAGCUGUUGGUUCAAAUUGCUCACAUGAACGAGCUAUUAUCAGCACGACGCAGGGUUGCGGUGAUUCGAGUCAGCUGACUGACCCAUUUUCCUUGCCCAUUGAUCAACAUGGAAUGAAUUUGAUUCAGGAUUUCUCUGUAAUUUGAGUCUGCUUAUGAAUUUUACAAUUUUAUUCUGUGUAAGCAAGAGAAAACCAGAUAUUUGUACAAGUAGAUGAGUAUUACUAUUACCA